This is a messenger RNA of Trichoderma reesei QM6a, 3750 nucleotides long. RefSeq lists its product as uncharacterized. Gene Ontology annotation, biological process: transmembrane transport. NCBI's taxonomy places the organism in Eukaryota, Fungi, Ascomycota, Sordariomycetes, Hypocreales, Hypocreaceae. Gene Ontology annotation, molecular function: ABC-type transporter activity; ATP hydrolysis activity; ATP binding. The record is from RefSeq and is a predicted model, not a curated record. The annotation marks the transcript as partial. Gene Ontology annotation, cellular component: membrane. The transcript has 8 exons.
AGAAUCUUUGCCUACGCAGGCCCCUAUGAACGCUUCCUCCUCGCCGUCUCCAUCGUAGCCGCCAUCGCUUCUGGUGCUGGCAUUGCCAUCCAGAACCUGGUCUUUGGCAGCUUCGUCACGACAAUCACCGACUUCGUUACUGACCCUGCGUCAGGCGGUGCGAAGCUUCGCCAUGAUGCCGGCAAGUUGGCUCUCUACUUUGUCUACAUUGGCAUCGCGAGAUUCGUCCUCUCUUACACGUACAACGUCCUCUUGACCUACAAUGCCUAUCGAAUCGUUCGAAACAUCCGACAUGCCUAUCUCAGGGCAGCCCUGAGCCAGGAAGUUGCCUACUAUGACCUCGGCACUAGCGGAUCGAUUGCCACCCAAGCAACCACCAACGGAAAGCUGAUUCAGGGCGGCAUUGCUGAAAAGCUCGGCCUCACUUUCCAGGGCAUCUCUGCUUUCAUAACCGCCUUCAUUGUUGCAUUCGUCACGCAAUGGAAGCUGACCCUGAUCUGCCUCUGUAUCGCACCGACGACAAUCGCCGUCAUGGCCUUUGUCGGCAUAUCUGAAGCGGGCAUCGAGACCAAGAUCUUCGACAUACAGGCCAAGGGCAAUGCUUUUGCCGAGGGCAUUCUCGGCAGCGCCCGCACUGUCCACGCCUUCGAGAUGCGGUCGAGGCUCGUCAAGAAGUUUGACGAAUACCUCACCGAAGCCCAUAAGUACGGACGCCAGCUCUCCCCCUGGUUCGCAGGCCUCCUUUCGGUCGAAUACACAAUCAUGUAUCUGGGCUUUGGGCUUGCUUUCUGGCAGGGCGUCCACUUAUUCGCCAACGGAGACAUUUCCUCGUCAGGCCAGAUCUUCACAGUAAUAUUCUCUGUUACGAUUGCGACUAUUAGCAUUACGGCGCUGGCGCCGUAUUCGAUUGAGUUUGCCAGGGCUGCUUCGGGGGCUGCACAGCUAUUCGAGUUGAUUGACCGAAAGUCCGAUAUUGAUCCCUUUGACGAGUCUGGAGAGAAGCCCUCGCAUGUCACUGGCCAUCUUGAUCUUGAGCACGUCACCUUUGCAUACCCUUCUCGGCCCGGGGUCACGGUCCUGGACGAUUUUUCGCUGAGUGUCCCCGCUGGAAAGGUCACAGCCUUGGUGGGCCAAAGUGGUUCUGGAAAAAGCACAAUUGUUGGCCUCAUCGAGCGUUGGUACAACUGCCGGUCCGGGGUCAUCAAGCUGGACGGCAAACCGAUCGACCAACUCAACCUCAACUGGCUUCGGAAGAAUGUCCGUCUCGUCCAACAAGAGCCCGUGUUGUUCCAAGGCUCGGCAUUCGACAACAUCGCCCACGGUUUGGUCGGCACAAAGUGGGAGCACGCCCCGAGAGAGGAAAAGAUGAUGCGAGUUCAGGAAGCGGCCAAACUUGCGUUUGCUCACGAUUUCAUCACGGAACUGCCGAAUGGAUAUGAUACGCAGAUUGGACAGAGGGGCGGCUUACUGUCUGGAGGGCAGAAGCAGCGUGUUGCCAUUGCCAGGAGCAUCGUCUCUCGACCCAAGGUCCUCUUACUCGACGAAGCGACGAGCGCGCUUGAUCCGCAUGCUGAGGGGAUUGUGCAACAGGCACUGGACAGAGCCGCUGAAGGCCGGACAACAAUUGUCAUCGCCCACAAGCUGGCGACGAUCCGCAAGGCCGACAACAUCGUCGUGAUGAAGAAGGGAAAGAUUGUAGAGCAGGGCACACAUGCGGGCUUGAUGAAGCAAAAUGGAAUCUAUGCCCAGCUAGUGCGCAUUCAGGAUCUAUCUGUGUCCAAGAAUGAGUCCGAUACUGAAUUGGAUGACCAAGAGGACGCGGCAUCAACAGAGCACCCAGCCGAUCUCGCUGAAACUCUGAGCCGAUACGCCACCGGGGAUCAAUUGCGUCUUGAACAGCAGAAAGAGCGAGACAACUACGAAACUUACCAGAAGAAGGGACUCUUAUCUGUGAUUUGGAGACUUGUGGUUGAACAUCCGGAGUUGAAGUGGCCAUACUUCUUCACUGUCCUUGGCUGUCUCGGAGCAGCUGGUGGUUUCCCGGGUCAGGCGAUCCUGCUGUCCAGUGUUGUCGACGUCUUCACGUUGACUGGCUCGGAAAUGACAAAGAAGGGAGACUUUUACGCUGCCAUGUUCAUCGUCCUGGCGGUUGGUUGCUUCCUCAUCUACGGGUGGCUAGGAUAUACUACGAAUGCCAUCGCUCAGACACUAUCCCACAAACUUCGACGGCAAAGCUUGAAUGACAUGCUCCGCCAGGACCUCCAAUUCUUCGACCGCCCCGAGAACAACAUCGGAGCGCUCGCCAGCCGUGUCGACGCAAACCCGCAGGCCAUCCUCGAGCUCAUGGGCUUCAACAUUGGCCUUAUCCUCGUCUCCGUCUUCAACAUGCUCGCGUGCAGCAUCCUAGCUGUAGCGUACAGCUGGAAAGUCGGCCUCGUGGUUGUCUUUGCCGGGUUGCCCCCGAUGGUCGGAUCCGGAUGGUUCAAGAUCCGGCUGGACAUGAAGCUGGACCACGCCAUCUCGGCACGGCAGUCGAAGAGCGCGGCGAUUGCUUCGGAGGCUGUGAAUGCGAUACGGACCGUUUCGUCCCUGGCCAUCGAGGAGUCCGUGCUCAAGAGUUAUAUGCAUGAGCUGGAUGAGGCGGUUGCGGGGUCGGUGAAGCCAAUGUCCAUCAUGAUGAUUUGCUUUGCUUUCACGCAGUGUGUCGAGUACUUUUUCCUCGCCCUGGGGUUUUGGUACGGAUGCCGGCUUGUCUCGUUCCAAGAGACAAGCAUGCACAACUUUUACGUUGCCUUCCUGGGCGUCUUCUUCUCGGGACAAGCUGCCUCUCAGCUAUUCCAGUUCUCAACAAGUAUAACCAAAGGCAAGAAUGCGGCCAACUACAUCUUCUGGCUCAACGGACUGCAGCCCACCGUUCAAGAAACGCCCGAGAAUGCAGACCGAGGGCCGAAAUCAGGCGGCCCGGUUGCACUUGACAAUGUCCGCUUUUCCUAUCCUCUCCGGCCAGAAGCCCCUGUCUUACGAGGCAUCAACCUAGAGAUCAAAAAGGGCCAGUUCUUUGCCCUCGUCGGCGCCUCCGGCUGCGGCAAAUCCACCAUGAUUGCCAUGCUCGAACGCUUCUACGACCCCUCGACCGGCACUAUCAGCAUCGCUGGCGACAACCUCACCCAGCUCAACCCUCGCCUUUACCGCCGCGUCGUCUCCCUCGUCCAGCAGGAACCCGUCCUCUUCCAAGGCUCUAUCCGCGAGAACAUUGCCCUCGGCAUCGACGAAGACGCAGCUACUUCUUCGACCUCUUCCUCAUCUCCCGAAGAGACCACAGCAGUCUCUGACGCACAGAUAGAAGAGGCUCUCCGCGCCGCCAACGCAUGGGACUUUGUCUCCUCCUUACCUGAAGGCCUCUCCACGCCCGCUGGCCCCAACGGGACGCAGCUCUCCGGCGGCCAGCGCCAACGCAUCGCCAUAGCGCGCUCCCUCAUCCGCAACCCAAAAGUCCUCUUGCUCGACGAAGCGACCAGUGCGCUGGACACUGAGAGCGAAAAGAUUGUUCAGAGCGCCCUUGCGGAGGCGGCCAAAGAGGGAGAUAGGAUCACUGUUGCUGUGGCGCAUAGGCUGUCGACGAUUCGGGAUGCGGAUGCCAUCUGUGUCUUUUACGGGGGAAGAAUUGUCGAGAUGGGGAAGCAUGAGGAGUUGGUCGCGUUGGGGGGCAUGUAUAGGAAGAUGUGUGAGGCGCAGAAUAUAGAUGGAUGA